Messenger RNA from Naegleria gruberi, 588 nucleotides. RefSeq lists its product as uncharacterized. The transcript has a single exon. The coding region runs from base 1 to 588 and encodes 195 amino acids. Gene Ontology annotation, biological process: protein transport; late endosome to vacuole transport; endosome transport via multivesicular body sorting pathway. Lineage: Eukaryota; Heterolobosea; Eutetramitea; Acrasida; Naegleriidae. The record is from RefSeq and is a predicted model, not a curated record. Gene Ontology annotation, cellular component: ESCRT III complex; multivesicular body.
AUGGAUGAUUUAGUUUUUAAUCUUAAAUUUACAAGCAAACAAUUCCAAAGAGCUUCUAAAAAAGCUGAAAAGGAAGAAAAGAAGGAAAAGGACAAGGUUAAACAAGCUAUGGAAAAGGGUAAUCUUGAAGGUGCUCGUAUUCACGCUCAAACAGCCAUCAGAAAAAAGAAUGAAACUAUUAACUUUUUGAGACUUUCAUCAAGAAUUGAUGCAGUUGCUAGUAGAAUGGAUACAGCCAUCAAGAUGAAUAGGGUGACAUCAACUAUGGGUGGUAUUGUUAAGGGAAUGGAUAAAGUUCUCGGAGCAAUGGAUGCUAGUAAAAUUGGAGCAAUUUUGGAUAAAUUUGAACAACAAUUUGAAGAUUUGGAUGUUACUAGUCAAUACAUGGAAAGUUCAAUGCAACAAACAACAAGUUUGUCAACACCUGAAGAUGAAGUCAAUCAACUCAUGGCCGAAGUUGCUGAUGAAAAUGGUUUGAAUGUUUCUGAAAAAUUGGGAGCAGUCAAAACCAAGAAGGAUGAUAUCCAAAGUGUUCAAGUUGAUGAAUUAUCGGAAAGAUUAUCCAAACUCAAAUCCCAAAAAUUGUAA